Messenger RNA from Nezara viridula (southern green stink bug), 201 nucleotides. Lineage: Eukaryota; Metazoa; Arthropoda; Insecta; Hemiptera; Pentatomidae. The record is from the annotation of a GenBank genome assembly.
AUGGUCUCAGAUAACGUGCGUGAAAUGGGAGAUCGAAAGGCUUUUGCUCAGAAAUUUGAUAAAAUGUCAGUUCUGUAUGAAGAAGUGGUAGAACGGCUACAUAAAGCGUACGAAAAGAGUAGCCAGAAUUACAACCUUCGGCGAAGAAAUGUAGACCUGAACGCAGGAGAUUUUGUGUGGGAGAACCCAGGCGCUUUCUGA